UCUCUUUCACAGAUUGAAAAUAUUUCAAGGACUUGGUUUCGGUGAAGUCGUCAAUCUCCGUUUAUCGUCAACGUUUCCACAGCCCUCAGAAUAGAAAUUUCCAACAAGCCAAAGCCUACGUAAUGAAGGCAAACACGAUGUUUAUCAUUCUGUGCCUCAGCCUCUCCACUCUGUGCGUAAGUUCACAAUCUACCUCUGUACAUGGGAAAAUCUUCGUCCCCAACAGAGCAGUAAAAUUGUCAUCAGAUGGAAACUAUCCUUUCGAUCUUUCUAAAGAAGACGGCGCUCAACCCUAUUUCAUGACUCCGAGACUACGCUUCUACCCCAUAGGCAAAAGAGCUGCAGGGGAAAUGGAGCAGUCGGAAGGACAAAAUCCUGAAACUAAAAGCCACUCAUGGAGAAAACGGUCUGUCCUAACGCCUUCGCUUUCGAGUCUUGGUGAGUCACUCGAGUCUGGAAUCUCGAAACGAAUCUCCAUCAACCAGGUGAAGGCUAUCACAGACAUGCUGCUUACAGAGCAAAUCCAAGCAAGGCGAAGGUGUCUCGCUGCCUUACGCCAACGUCUCUUGGAUUUGGGUAAGCGGGAUUCUGACGUCAGUCUGUUCAACGGCGACCUCCUCCCCAAUGGGAUGCAGCUGAAAACGAUAAGCAACCUCUUGGACUAAUGGAACAGUCUGUAAAGCGAACGACACAAACCCAAACGGUGUCGGUAGGGUCGUAAAACAUUAAACAUUUUACAACCAAAACUU
Molecule: messenger RNA, 749 nt
Organism: Aplysia californica (California sea hare)
Lineage: Eukaryota; Metazoa; Mollusca; Gastropoda; Aplysiida; Aplysiidae
Product: atrial gland and califin peptides-like
Biological process (GO): multicellular organism development
Cellular component (GO): extracellular region
Molecular function (GO): hormone activity
Source: RefSeq, a predicted model, not a curated record